GUGCGGCUCCAGGAGUGGGACAUGUGCACUGAUCACCAGGGCACUGAUGAUCAGUGUGUCCUGAUGAUCAGUGUAGCCCCAGCAGUGCCACCUGUCAGUGUCUAUCAGUUCCAGCUGUCAGUGCUCAUCAGUGCCACCUGCCAGUGCCUAUCAGUGCCACAUCAAUGCCACAUAUCAGUGUCUACCAGUGCACAUCAAUGCCACAUAUCAGUGCCCAUCUGAGCUGCCUUUCAGUGUCACCCAUCAGUGCCAGUCAUUGUGACCUAUAAAUGCCAAUCAGUGCCACCUAUCAGUGCUGCCAAUCAGUGGCACCUAUCAGUG
Staurois parvus is the source of this 321-nucleotide messenger RNA. NCBI's taxonomy places the organism in Eukaryota, Metazoa, Chordata, Amphibia, Anura, Ranidae. The record is from the annotation of a GenBank genome assembly.